This is a messenger RNA of Didymodactylos carnosus, 4957 nucleotides long. The record is from the annotation of a GenBank genome assembly. Lineage: Eukaryota; Metazoa; Rotifera; Eurotatoria; Philodinida; Philodinidae.
AACGGUUUUCUCCCGAGAAACCGGGGGAAUUUCUCGCCCACUACGAUAUUGUUGGAGUACACCAAGUGUACUAUCAUGAGCCAUGGUGGGAUUUUUGGGAUCUUUUAAAAUCUCCUGGAAAACCAGAUCAUGAAAUUUUUCAAUCGAAUCUGGGAUUUUUACAUCAGCCAUUUUAUAGAGCAUAUCAAGUUACACAUGUCAAGCUAUUUUUAUAACUAUUCGAUUAGUUUAACUAAGUUUUAAAUUUUUCAAACACUAGAGUGUUACCAUGCACGUAUAUAUGUAUGCUUUUAAGCAAUACUUGAACUAAAUGUUUCUGACUCCAUCAAAACUAAUCGAAUAGUUAUAAAAAUAGCUUGACAUGUGUAACUUGAUAUGCUCUAUAAAAUGGCUGAUGUAAAAAUCCCAGAUUCGAUUGAAAAAUUUCAUGAUCUGGUUUUCCAGGAGAUUUUAAAAGAUCCCAAAAAUCCCACCAUGGCUCAUGAUAGUACACUUGGUGUACUCCAACAAUAUCGUAGUGGGCGAGAAAUUCGCCCGGUUUCUCGGGAGAAAACCGUUUGCCAAAAUGACCGGAUCGAUGAUUUGGGCUCUCACAGGAUCAUCUACUGUAAAAGAACGGAAGCAUGUCUAGAGCUCGCGGUUGUGUGAAUUUGUAUUAGACACUAUCUAGUAGUUAUGAUAGAAUUCUUAAGUCUAAGUAAUGUGUCGUUACAGAGUUGUACGUAGUUUACAUUGACAGUUUCCUUUGAUGCCGGAAUUUGUGCAUUUUCGGGCUCUUUGCAAAAACUGAAUAUCUCAGCAACGCAACAACUUUAGAAUCUGCGGUUUUCGCCAAAAUGCAUGAAAAUGUUUGCUUUAAAGAAAUCCACUAUGUUGGAAAAAGAAAUCUGACAUGGUCGAUUGAGCACGUUAGGUCGUGACUUAUCUUUAAUGGCUCAUAUGUAUUAUGGAUAACUGAGUAUAUCAACCAAAGAAAACAACCUAUGACAAAGUACUGAUGAAAUUAUCUUUUUUCACAGUCCAAGUAAAUAUAUUUUUAUAGUGUGGAAUAAAUAAAUAAUAAAUGAAUAAGAUGCGUGCGAAAUUAAAUAGCAAAAAGUUGAAAAAGAUUCCUGUAAUUAUAUAUCAUUUACAAAUUUGGAACAGCUGGCAUAUUAUAUCCAAACGAUUGUCAGCACUGAUAGUACUUUAGUUUGUAUAAGAUAUUUAUUUCAACAGAAAGCUAUACUAUUUCACUAGAAUUACAAAAUCGAAGUGGUGCAUGGCAUCUGUGCUCUCUGCAGAAAAGAGAAAAACGUUGAUAAUCAUAGGAAAAGAAAGUCAGUCAUAGCAGAAAAACAUAAAACUACACAAAAUACGAAGGAAACAAGAAAACCUUUAUUACUGACCGCAAGUACAGUCUUUGAUAUAUUUUAUGCUAAAUCUCUCUGUAGCAUAUCGUGAUAGUCAGCUCAGAGGAAUCAUAAUAAUAACGACGAAGAGUAUGGAAGGACUUUUUACCGUUGGUUUUGGGUCGAACAAGAUGAAGACCUGCGGUUUCCAGUGUCUUGUACCUUGGAUCUGAGAGUAACUUCCUAUCUAUAAAUCAAUUCUACCAAAGAGGUCUAUCACGCUAAACCUGAUCGAUGUUCCAGAGGCAAGAUUGCCGCUUCCUAACUUUUCAUACAAGUCUAAUGUUUGGAAAAAUAAACUGAAACAUAGAGCGACAUCUAGUCUGCAUAUCUUCCAAAAACGCACAACUCCAUCUGCGAUCGUCGGGGCAGGAGCGGACUUUUCCUGAGACAUCUCAGAACCAGAUUUUCUUGAUAUUUAGAAAUUUGAAAACGCAUGGAAACAUAGGUUACCGAUCACGCUGAAUCUCAUCGUAAUGUUUGUUUUUCGCGAAAGUUUCAAAGAAUACUGAAAACCUAUACUACUAUCCAAAUAUCAGAAUAUACGCCAUUUUAUAAAUAAUAAAACAAAUAUUACGACGAGAUUGAGCCUGAUCGAUAACCUAUGUUUCCAUGCGUUUUCAAAGAACUGUGUCGGAUUUCAUGACCGUACUCGAGUCGACAAACUAAAUACGUAGUUUUGUGGUGCAGGUUGAGGCGCGCCGAAUAGUAUAUAGGAAGUUGUGUUUUCAUCAAGUUUUCUGGAAACUAGAGUCAGUUUACUGUUACAGGGCUAUAAUUCAAGUUUUUAUGAGUCUAGUAGAUUCUUGCUCAAUAUCGAUCACACUGCUCAUCAGCGAAAACUAUAAGACCCUUUUUCUAUAUUCACUUUGGUAGAGCACAUCUCGGACUACACAUCUAUUAUUAUAUCUUGGAUCAUAGAGUCGACUCUGUACUUUGGCUCUAGAAGCUCAAUCAGACGCUUGUUUGGCAAUAUAAGUGCACUGUUUUAUAGAGCACAUCAACAGCUACAAAAUGCAUUAUCUCACUUCCUGCUUUGUUAUAGUAUAAUAGCGGCUCUUUGAUUAGAAAGUACCAUGUACUCGUGAAUGCCUCAAAAGUCCAAUAGGCAUAUUUCCUCAAAAUAUCGUGCGUUGAUACUGAAAUUUAACCAUGAACACAGUUUUAGUAGCUCUUUUUACUAGUAACCUUAAAAUUUCGAAAUGGCACUAUCAGAUUUACAAGUUGUUCUGGAGACCCAAUGAAAAACCAAAUGUUUUAGAAAGAAUCACUUUUCGAUGUUGACUAUCAGAGGUUGUACUCUUUAUUAAAUUAUGGUUUCUCUGAAAUUUUCACUGGAAAGAAUUGAUUCUUGACCGAAUUACGAUGAAAGCUGUACACCGUAUUCAAGUGGCCUGAUGUAAAUAUUUGUCAUAAAUUAACAUCUAUGUUAUAUCCAAGGCUGAAAACCUCAAAACGACAUCGUCGCCAGAGAGAGUAUUUUCUCGCGUGACAGACUGUUUCGUUCUCAACAGAAAGAAAACAGUCUCUCUUCGACGAGAAAUAGUAAGACGCACUGAUUUUUAUUGAACAUGAUAGAAAAUAACCUAUCUUGCAUUAAUUGUAAUCGAAAGAUUAAGCAGAAGAAACCCUCUUCGGACGAUCAUCGGCCACUAUGCUUUUUUAUAUGGUGUUUGGUCUUUGAUAGGCUCAUCAUUAUCAUUUGAAUCAAAUUCAAUGCAGAUGAGGUAACGUGUUCUACGUGAAUGGCGGCUUUAAAGUCGACAUCGGGUUAAAUAAUCGUUAUCUGGCGGGAUCUGUAGGUCGAAUUCAUUUUCGUGAUCGUACAAGUGAGCCUUAGCAUAAGCUUUACUUUGUUAAGCUUCAACUGAUAUGUUUCACAUAUAUAGUUACAGGAAAAAUCCAUAUCGAGUUCAGGAAAAUCAAAAUCACCUUGCACAUCGAGUCAAGUAAUCCAUUUUUCUCGUAAAGAGAGUAGGCCAGUAGAAACUAGUUUUUCAAUUCCAUUUGUCGAUUUAGCAGCUGAAGCAUUUUCUGUAUCGUAGCUUCAUGCUCCAAAGACUUAGAGACGUAGAGGACAGAACGAUAUUUGUUUAGAGAAGCAGCAGCAAUACUGGAUAAGGUUCCAAGGUCGAGCAAGAACGGCUGAUAGAUUCGUUGGGAAAAAAAUCACUUCUUUUUAGAUUGAACAUUGAAAGGUCCUACUACCCAUCGCCAUUUAGUUACCAUACGAGAUUCGUUGGCGGUUGUGGUUGACAACUGUUUGCCUCCCUUACUCACAAGGCCAGGCAUCUUUACGUCAUACCCAAGAGCCUCGAACUCUUGUCCAUGGAGUUUAAUUACAAUCCGAGUUGAUUAUCUGCAGUUAAGAACGCAUUGUACAGAGAGAACAAGCGCCAUCGUACAUCUGGUUCUCAAUUCGUGCGUAAUAGUGAUCAUGAAGGUAACUCUGAAGACGAGCAAGAACGAUAACCAUCGUAUAAGGCGGUUGAUGUUCAUAAUUGUGGAGUAAUUUCAUGCAUUUACAUUUUCUUCUUUCAGUAUUUUUCUGUUAUUUUGCCCAUAAGUUACGGCUUUAGUCGGUCACGUAUCCGAUAGUCAUUUAUUUAACAAAGUUUCUUUUUAUCAAGAGUGUUUUAUCUUUGUUAUUAUGUAGAAUAUCCUCGGUUUCUACUGCAGAACAAUCUUUUUUUGUUUAACACUUUGUAUUUCUAUUCCAAAUGGCAGUGAGUUGAUUACUCAUCGUUUCGGUUUUUUGUCAAGUCAGAUGCUUCCUGAACUCAAUGAGACCUACGUCUCGGUAAAAUAGCCACUAAAAAAGCUUUUAACCACUUGGUGAGGUGGAAAUGGAGAAAAAAAUUAACACACGUUUCGAAUAUUGUUGAAAGCAAGUAUCGAAUACGCAGUGUACCUCAACGGUACUAUUGAGUUGUGACAAAAGCAUAUGACUUAGAUCUAGCUAUAAAUUACUUUUCUACUAUAAUGAAUUCUCCGUUCUUUUAGUGCCAGUUUGUGUUCGAAGUCGAAGAUGCUAUAUUCUGAUAAUUUUAAUUGUUUUCUACUUACUGAUUAAUUUUGUAAAACAAAGAAAUGUUGAAGAAAAGCCUGAAUUAGCAGAUAAAAUAGAAUUUCUGACGAUAGAUCCAAAUACUCAAUAUAUUAAUAAAAACGAUGUGCCAGGUGAUCUGUUAUGGAACAAACAGCUAUACGAUAAAUGGAUUUCUAAUUCAAUAUUAAUCAGAAAACAACAUGAUAAAUUGAGUAGUUCUAACAGAACAACUAUAUUUGAUAUAAGUGUGAUGGUAGUAACAGGUGAAGUACAUCAUCGUGAACGAUGUGAUAUAAUCAUGUCAACAUGGGGUAGUCAGCAAAUUCCAUAUGGAAAUUUACAUUUUAUUAGUGAUUCUAAUGAUAACUUAUUACCAGUCUUACAAGUGAUGAACCAACCAGCUGAUUACUGGAAAAGUCAACGUAAAUGGAUUUUAGGUAAACAGAGUGAGUGUUUAGAGCACUGUACGAGCGGCUUAUCCACUUCAUUUCAUAUAAGUUUGGGAGAAAAAAAUUAG